Molecule: messenger RNA, 1488 nt
Organism: Carassius gibelio (silver crucian carp)
Lineage: Eukaryota; Metazoa; Chordata; Actinopteri; Cypriniformes; Cyprinidae
Exons: 6
Coding region: 364-1443 (359 amino acids)
Source: RefSeq, a predicted model, not a curated record
GUGAUUGCAUGUAACUUAUCAACCAGAGCAGCAUUUACUUUACAUCUUAGCCUAGUAACGUUAGUUAUUCAUAUUAUAAUAUGUAGUUUGGUGAUCUAUUAUUUUUUUAUUUGUUCUUCUCUUUCUCUGCAGGUUCCUUAAUCCCUCACCUUUAAAAAAAAAACAGCACCUCAUUACAUUAAAAAGGCACUUUUAAGAGCCACAUUUGUCUUGUAUCUUGUUACUCUCUUUACUGUUGUAUUGUUUUCUCUCUCUUGCUGUCUUACUGUCUCCCCCCCCCCCAUUCCUCUGAGUGUGGUUUUUGUUUGUUUGUUUUGUCUUUUUUUUUGUCCGUGUGUUUAUAGUGUGUUUAUCUUUUGUGCCAUGUCUGAUCCUGAGAUGGACUGUCUCCUAAAUGAGAUGAGUGACCUUGUCGAUCAGGCUGAACAUCAAGCUCACCUCCAACAGCUCAUUAGCAUGCACCAGGAAGCAGAACCAUCCACCAGUCAGCCUUCCACCCGUAAUCCAUCCACCAGCCAGCCAUCAAACAGCAAGCAAGAUGUUAGGUGGAUUAAGAGGGACAGUGAUGGAAACAUUAUUUACAGCAGGCCCAGAUCAUCCCGGAAACAAGCAGGUCCCAGUCACAGCCAGAGUCGAAAGACUGGUGUCUCUCAUAUCAGGGCUCCGGAAACCAGUGCGGAAAUGACCAGUGACUUUCUUUCCAUUACUGCAGAGUCCUUCCUUCAAGAGCUUAAAAGCUCAUUGUUUGAGGACAUACAUGAGGAUGAAACGGCACUUCAAGCCUCAACAGACUGGUUGACCCGAAAGAGCCUCAUAUCAGGGUGGUGGGAGAAAGAGAGACCCCGACUGGUCAACACCAUGGUGGCUCGACAACAUGUGGCAAAACGGAUCUGCCAACAUUGUGGAAAUGGUCCAGCCGUUAUCCGUUGUUGUGACUGCCGACCACACCCAUUCCUCUGUGGCCAGUGUGAUGUCAGGGUCCACCGAGGUCACGUGUUCCACAACAGGGAUUCGAUGACCCAUGCAUUCUUUAAUCCAUUGCCUCCCACAACUUGUGUUGUGGAGAGGGUUCUAACCCAGUGUGAGCGUCUUGUACCUUUGGAGAUGCCAGAGACAAUAUGCGGUUGUCAACGAGUAUCGUCCAGUGUCAUCGCAGGACAGUCCAUAGUUGUGGUUACAAUGAAUGGGCGAUAUGAUCUCAGAUUGCCUCAGAUUAGAUGCAAAGCAUGUGAAGCCACUUGGAGUCCUGGAGUGGAUGACCUGAUCCGUAAUGACUACUGGCCGGCCACUUCUCACUAUUCAACUGUGUAUGCAACAGAUGUCCUUUUUUCUUUUGAAGAGCUGAAGAUGGCAGCACCAGGGAUAUCUAGCCAAGCAUUUCUUAGAAUGCUGGAUCAACGCACUGUUCGCUUUGGCCGUCAGUUUGCACUGAGACAUUUCUGAAAAAAAAAAACCCAGGUCAUUCUGAAGAUCUCAACUUCAACUCCA